UGAAGUCCGGACCGAAAACCCGCAGUGGGACGUUUCCUCUCCAACACUUUGGAAUAUAUCUCGUAAACUCUGGUAUUUUACGCCUUUACAGAAGGGACAUUGUCACAUUUGCGCACUGCUACUCACACAGAGGACUUCUUUUUGUUUGUUUUUUGGUUUGAAAUUGGGAGUAUAGGAGCCGUGUCGUGAAGAUGAAGAUGCUUCAAACGAACUGAGAGCUUUUCUCCGUCCUUCGGGACAUUUGAGGACAGUGUUUUUUUUGUUUUGUGGGACGCGACCGAAUGGAUUACAUGUAUAACCUGUAAACACUUGUUUUGAAAAGUAACGCACAUCCACUUAAAGCGCUGCGCCUUUAUACCAAUGAAAUAUCUCCCUUCAGGAUCAGUAAGUAACCGUAUCGAGCUCAGUGAGACCAGCGACCGUCCAAAGUCUCGUCCCGGUGCUGUGGUCUCUUUGUUGACCCCUCUGGACCCACUUCGGCAGGCAAAGCGGCUUCCCAUCCGAGUUAUCAAGAUGUUGACUGCGCACACUGGACACUUGCUACACCCGGAAUAUUUACAGCCUCUGACCCCCGCACCAGUGAGCAUUGAGCUGGAUGCCAAGAAGAGCCCACUGGCCCUGCUGGCACAGACCUGCUCUCAGAUUGGUAAACCAGACCCUCCGUCCUCCUCAAAGCUCGGCUCCUCCAGCAGCCAGGGGGACAAGGAGCCCAGCAGUCGGUCAUCCAGCUCCAGCCUGAAGCACGGGGAGCACCGCCCCUCUCUGGAGGACAAGUGUAGCUUCAAGCCCUACAACAAAGGCAAUGGAGACAGUCGCAGAGACGGAGUUACCAGCAGCAGCUCCAAGAGCAGCAGCAGCAGCAGCAGCAGCAGCAGCAGCGAUAAAGUCGGGUUCAGGGUACCCAGCAAUAAUGUCACCACUAAUGGAAAUUCCACCAACGGCCAGCAGUCCUAUCCGCCCCACGCUGCUUCACCCAGCUCCAGAGCCAGCAGCAGCACCCCACCAGGACACACCCAGCAGCCUCACAAACUGAGCCAGUCUCCUGGUGGACAGUCACACCCCCGGACUCCUAGUGGAGAAACUGCACAUGAGCAGAGCAGUCCCACCAGCACGAGCAGCAAUAAUCCCAAAAAAGACGCCGACAAGACCAACUCGGACAGUCCACACGAUGCAAACUCCAGCCACGUUCGAGCCAGCGCAAACUGCAGUAACAGCAGCUCUGACGGUGGUUCCAACCAUGAGGGAAGUAAAGCAGAGUCUGCCCACCCUAACCUCGGCCCUGGACGCAUUACACCCAUUUCUCCUUAUAAGACAAGCCAACAACUCUUCCCCCUGCCCUCCUCUAAUAUGGGCUACCAUGGAUCUGUAGUGGGGGCUUACGCAGGCUAUCCGUCUCAGUUUGUUCCCGGGAUGGAUCCGACUAAGUCGAGCCUCGGCAUGGGAGUUCCAGGAAAGCACCCGGGUGCCUCCCCUCCUGCCUUCAUGCAGAGUUUAUGCAGGGACCCCUACUGUCUAAGCUAUCCGAGUGUAUCCCAUCUCGGCGGGAGCAACUGCAACUCCUGCAUCCACGACCCAUCCGCCACCCUCAAAUCAAACUUCCCAUUGGUGUACCCCUCCCACCCGCUGCACUCCCUCCACCAAAGCUCAAUGUCGUCCAGCGUGUCCUCCUCCCUCUCACAUCCCCUCUACACAUACGGCUUCAUGCUCCCCAACGACCCCCUUCCUCACGCCUGUAACUGGGUCUCAGCCGUGGGGCCGUGCGACAAACGCUUCUCCACGUCUGACGAGCUCCUGGCUCACCUCCGCACACACACAGCCAUGCCUAUGGGGAUGGACAGUAAGCUGCUCUCUGUUUCCUCCUCUGGACCUGCCAACUGCCACCUUCAUCUCCCCCACCAGAGCAGUCCAGGCUCCAUGCCCAGCUCCCUCUCCCUCAGGGCGCCCCACAGCCUGGGCUUAGCUCGCUAUCACCCCUAUAAUAAGGUCCAUCUUCCCCCUGGACCCUCCUCCAUCUCCCUGCACUCUCUGCCCACCGCAGGCCCGUACUACCCUCAUUACGCUCUCUACAGUCAAAGACUCGGAUCUGCGUCUGCUCUGGGCUACCAGUGACACACCAUCCGGUCACAUGUUUAAAGGAGUAGUUAGACAUUGUGGGAAAUAUGAUUAUUUGCUUUCUGGUGGAAGGUUGGAUGGGUAAACUUAUACAACCUCAUACCUUUCUCUUGACUAUGAAACUACAGCCAGGUUAGCUUAGCUUAGCUCAAAGACUGGAAACGGAGGGAAUCCACUAGCCUGGCUUUGUACAAAGGUAGCAAAAUCUACCAGCGCCUCUAAAUCUCAGAGGUUUCCAGGAAAAUGGGAAGUUUUGGCUCCUAGCAAAGACAUAGUCCAGCACAUAAGAACUCAUAAAACAGCCACGUUUUGUACGUAUUAAAUAUCAUUUUGAUUAGCAAGCUUCAGAGGUGCUGCUGGACAGAGCCAGCUAGCUGUUUUCCCCCUUUGUCAAAUCUUUUUUGCUAAGCUAGGCUAACCAGUUGCUGCAUGUUGCUUCAUAUUACGAAGACAAAUAAAAAAGUGGUAUCACUCUUCUCAUCUAACUUUGCUGCCAGAAAGCCAAUAAACAUAUGUUCCUAAACGUUGAACUAUUACUUAAAGCUUUUACUUAAUUGCGGCAAGUUGCUGCUUCCCCUGAUUUAAGACUGGAUUCAAGUGGAACUCGGAUAUGGGAGUACAAGUCCUGGAUUUUGACUUGAGUGCAUCUUCACACUUUCUUUAUACAUUAUAUAUGAGAUUUGGUGUUUCUAAUCGGGCUCCUCUCUUUAAGAUCAGAGGACACAUGUGGCUCUUGCAUGUCUGCACAUUGCUUGGAUACUUUUGCAACAGAAAUGACUGCCCUUGGAUGACUUUUGCCGCCCCGUGGGCUCGGCAAAUUGAUGGUUGGAUGCUGUGUAAUAGCUCUUGGAUGUUCAGGGUUCUCGCUGCAAAUGAUAAUGAUUUAGUGCGGAAAAAUGUAGUGUGGCAGGGACGGCAAUAAGCUGCAGCCGUGGGCUGAUGCAAGUCUGGCCACAGUCGCUUUCUCCCUGCAAGAGAUGCAUGUAAGCUUGACACAGCAUACACGGUUUAUUCAGCCCCAUGGUUUGUGAUGAUUUGUUUUGGUUCCUUAUGUUUUGUUUAUUCCUACUGAGAAGUUUUAUUUAUUUUUACUGGGAAUCUGGCUUUCAUGUUUACCAUAUAAAUCUAUUCUCAUUUUACAAUCCUCUUAGCAGACAUGUUGGAAGCCCAGAUGACAGAUGUCAAAUAUGUCUUAAAAUCUUCUUUGAGAAUGAAUGUUGAAAUCUCUCUCUCUCUCUCUCUCUCUCUCUCUCUCUCUCCUCUCUCUCUCUCUCUCUCUCUCUCUCUCUGUCUCUCUCUGUCUCUCUCUCUCUCUCUCUGUCUCUC
This is a messenger RNA of Cottoperca gobio, 3438 nucleotides long. RefSeq names its product zinc finger protein 703-like. The transcript has 2 exons. Gene Ontology annotation, cellular component: nucleus. Lineage: Eukaryota; Metazoa; Chordata; Actinopteri; Perciformes; Bovichtidae. The coding region runs from base 361 to 2109 and encodes 582 amino acids. Gene Ontology annotation, biological process: negative regulation of DNA-templated transcription. The record is from RefSeq and is a predicted model, not a curated record.